UCCUGGCCGUGACGUCAGGUGCGGUUGCCGCCAUUUUGGAGCGGAGAGCGCGGGGGUCUGACAGACUGUGCUUCCCGGUGGGAUAGGGCCUUUGUGUCGGUUUGGGUUCCCCUCCUGUCCCUCAGGCCGCACCAUGUCCGAUAAACACGGCGGAGACCCGCAGCUGGAGGAGACCGGAGAGGAGAAGCAGGAUUCACAGGAGAAGGAAGCAGUUACCCCAGAAAAAGCAGAGGAGCAGAAACUAAAGGCAAAGUACCCCAAUCUGGGGCAGAAACCUGGAGGUUCAGACUUCCUGAUGAAAAGGCUUCAGAAAGGGCAAAAGUACUUUGACUCUGGAGACUACAACAUGGCCAAAGCCAAAAUGAAGAACAAACAGCUACCUUGUGCUGGGCCGGACAAAAAUCUGGUAACGGGAGACCACAUCCCAACGCCACAGGACCUCCCACAGAGGAAGUCUUCCUUGGUCACCAGCAAGCUGGCAGGGUAGCCCACCCUUCCGUCUGCCGCUCCAGAAUGGACAUGUCCGCAGUUAACUGUACCAUCGAACUGGGAUGACUGGACUUUCAUAUAAUGGCAUCUAUCUGUCCAUGCUAGAAGGGCCAGUGCAGUGUUGUUCGACAAUGUUGCACUGGCCUUUUUAUCCACGACAGUUAAACUUCAAGCAAGCCAGUAAGAUGCCGCAUGAAUUAAGAUUUGCAGUGGGUGGCAGGCGAGUGUGAUAAGCUGUCGGCGCAAGAGAAUUUUCUCUGAUUUUGAUGACAAGUGUUAAAUAGUGUAAGAUAUAAAUUUGGGGGUUUGCAUUCCCUUGUGUGUGGUGCAGGCGUGACUUGGCAACACUCUUGAAAGUUAACAAAAUAAAAUGCUCCUUCGAGGGGGCCAAAUAUAAUGGACAUCUUCCCCGGUUAAACCAAGAAGAUCACAUCUUCUGAAUUGUCCAGAUGCCUCUCCAUUGUAGUAAGAUGUGCUUGUAUAGUGGCUGUACAUCUGCAAAGACUAGGAGUGUGUGUUAACCACAAGCCACACUGGGAUUACAGGAACAUGUUUUGAGAAGGCUUAGAAUUCAUUGCUUGUUCUGUGUAGAUCAUAAGUUGACGCUUUCCUUCUUAUUACUGAUAGUAAAGCAAUGUAGAUGUUGGGUGUAGGAUGUACUAGGACUGGCACUCUGCAGUCUACUUCUGUUUAGGUCCUCAUGCCGUAAGCUGCCAGUUUUCUUUGAAUGUUUUUAAUUUCAGCAUCUCUACAAACUUUUUUGUUUGAUUUUUACAUUCUGGUGACAUCUGAGUGAUCCUUGUAUUGGUGUGAAAGAGUUGUUGGAUUCAACGCGUAGUGACUGGUAGGUAUAGGGAAGGUAAAAUGAUAAAAGGCCGCAACCUAAGAGUAUGAUGUUCCCUCACAAACCAUCAAAGGAGUACA
Pelobates fuscus (common spadefoot toad) is the source of this 1413-nucleotide messenger RNA. RefSeq names its product endosulfine alpha (gene ENSA). NCBI's taxonomy places the organism in Eukaryota, Metazoa, Chordata, Amphibia, Anura, Pelobatidae. Gene Ontology annotation, cellular component: cytoplasm. The coding region runs from base 134 to 487 and encodes 117 amino acids. The record is from RefSeq and is a predicted model, not a curated record. Gene Ontology annotation, molecular function: protein phosphatase inhibitor activity. The transcript has 3 exons.